Hermetia illucens (black soldier fly) is the source of this 4834-nucleotide messenger RNA. RefSeq names its product influenza virus NS1A-binding protein homolog. Gene Ontology annotation, molecular function: protein binding. NCBI's taxonomy places the organism in Eukaryota, Metazoa, Arthropoda, Insecta, Diptera, Stratiomyidae. Bases 1183 to 3339 code for a protein of 718 amino acids. The transcript is spliced from 9 exons. The record is from RefSeq and is a predicted model, not a curated record.
GCCUUGUGCAUUCGUCAUUCGUCGCAUUACGACACGUUUGUUGUUGUUUCUCGUGGCUUCUGGACGUGAACGUGUUUUUCGACCGAAUCACAGCCAUCGACCGUUGUGAAGCGGAGAUCGCGUGCAAAAUUUCGCGAUUCGCCAGAAAUCCAGCGAAAUUCACAUUCAGUGUCGUUCUAGGAGGAAAACGCGCGAGUCGACCAGGUCGUUGUGUGUCAUAAUCGCGCCCGUAGCCGCAUUUUUUGCCUGAAAUCGCAGCCAGGAGUUCGCCAGACAAAAGUCGCACCCACCAAAAUAGAGUCGGGAAACGUGUGUUGUUAGCCGCACACGAGAUCCACCGUCGUCGCCGUGCAUUGAGAAAAGUGUGUGGAAAACGGCGGGAAAACUGCCAAAAUCGUUAUCAACCAGCUCUCGCGGGACUGACGAAAUGGCCAGCACAAGUCUUUUGUGACAAAUUCCCUCUGGACUGCCGCGACCCGUUCGUUUUUGCACUUUUGAUUUACGGCUUUUCUUCAGUUCUGUUCUCGCAGUUCGCGUUCCGGCGGUGAAUUAAUUUGUGAAGGAAAUCGCAGCCGCCGCGGUCCCAGUAGAACCCCCCAAUCUCGCGGGCAGAUCAUCUUGUGUGAAGGAGGCACGUCAGGAAGUCGUCGCGAUCUCGCUGGCGGAGUCAUCGACAUUCGGAGAAGUCAGAUCUCAAAAAUAUCCACAAAUACGAUAUCUAAAGGUCCAAAUUGUUAGACUGCAGCUUUCGACUGAAUUGCAAAAAGCAUACAAUAUAAUAAAAAAAUUUUCCGGCGAAUUAUAAAUUCCCGUAAAAGAAAACCCAGUCAUUUUCAAUUGCAUUUAAACUUUUUGGUUUUCUAUCGCGUUUUUUAAAAACUUAUCCAAAUGAGGAGCGCAGGAAGUACCAAAAUGAGAUUAAGAUUCGAAGGAUCAGUUGGAGAUGACGCAAUGGAAGAUUGCGGCUUCAUGAAGUUUACAGAUGAGCAAACGAAAGCAUCGUUUCUUCAAUCUUUGCACACGAUGCAAAAACAUCGACUGUUUUGUGAUGUUGUUCUGAAUACUUGCCCACAACACAAAGAUUUAGGUACUUAAACACAUCUUCUAAUUCCUUCUACGCAGGUCGGCAAUUCGGACAUUUAUGCACACAAAAAUGUCUUGGCCUGUGUCUCAUCGUAUUUUAUGGAGUUAUUCAGCGCUGAUCAGGAAUCGGUUAAGACGCAUAGCGAGGAGAUUCCUAGCUUUCGUUUGAAUGGCGGAAUAACAAAAACGGCCCUGCAGAUCCUUAUCGAUUAUGCCUAUACAACUGUACUUGAAGUUCCUGAUACAUUAGUGAAAGAUGUCUAUUUGGCGGCCUGGAAGCUACGUAUGGAGCGUGUGGUGAAACAGUGCGCUCAGCAUUUAAUUUCGGAGAUGACGGCUGAUCUGUGCAUUGAAAUACGUUCGUUACCUGGUAUCGAUAAGAAUAAGAGUUUUGUACAAGAGGUUGAUGCAUUUAUUGAUAAAGAGUUUCCCGCUGUCUCCGAAACAGCUGAAUUCCUCCAACUACCUUGCGCUCAAAUCGACGUGCUAUACCAAACCAAGCAGGAAAUGUCGCUUGUCACAUCCGGAUCGUUGUGUCGUUUGGUGUUCGACUGGAUCAAAAAACAAUUAACUGACGAGCACUUGACGUACAACCAACUAAUGGAGCGUUCCCAUCUCCUCUACCUUGCGCUUGACAAUUCCCUACAAGAUUGUUCUGGCUUACCAUCCGGCCACGAGUCUGAUACCGAAUUGGUCCAAGACUACAAGCGUUUGGUACUCAAAUGCCCGAAUAAUAAACCAAAGAAGAAGUUAUUGGCAGCAACGGGACGUCCACGUGUUUUAAUCUAUUCCCGUGAUAUUAAUGAGCGUGAAGAGGAAAUACUUUAUGAGCCCGAUUGGAAUUUCAUCAGUUCGGCAAAAUGUGGAGAGAAUACUUUUGUUGCGCUCGCUACGGUGAAUGGUACAUUGAUGAGGGUAUCGGUGAAGAUGAGGCUUAAUACGGUGAAUAGUUCACCAACUGCUUCGCCGGAUUUGGUGAAGAAGAAUACAGAGAAGGCAAUGAAUGGUGGUAAGGAUUUGGAUCUUUUCUGUGAAGUUGCAACAAUGUCUGGACCAAAAUGUGGAUUGGGAGUCACCGAUUUGGAGGGAAAACUUCUUGUUUGUGGUGGCUAUGAUCGAGCCGAGUGUCUACGGAAAGUCGAAUCUUAUUGCCCAGAAACUAAUGUUUGGACACCAGAAUUUAACAUGAUUGAAGCUCGCGGAAGGGUUCAAAUUGCCACGGUUAAAGGCAUCGUCUAUGCAGUUGGCGGCAGCAACGGUACCACUGAACUUGAUACUGUUGAGUGUCUCAAACCGGGAGCUCAAAAAUGGCAAAAAUGCAGUUCCUUGCCAUUGGCUCGAAGUAAUGCUGGCGUCUGCAGUCUUAAUGGAAAAUUGUAUUGCAUCGGAGGAUGGAACGGCCAAAGUGGCAUCAGACAAUGUGAUGUGUUCUCCCCGGAGGAAGGCAAGUGGACAUCAUUGUGUCCAUUGAAUACUGGUCGGUAUCAAGCCGGUGUGACAGAUUCCAAUGGAAAACUUUGGGCUGUUGGAGGAAGUGACGCUUGGAACUGUUUGGGAUCGGUAGAAGUUUAUGAUCCUGAAACUGAUCAAUGGACAUACUCGUCACCAUUGAUAACAGCACGCAGGGGUUGUGGGUUGGCCGCGUUCCAGGGAAAACUUUAUGCCGUGGGUGGUAGUGAUGGAACUCAAUCGCUAAGCUCAACUGAGAUCUUCGAUGAAGAGACGAAGACUUGGGUUCUUGGCCCAUCCUUGAUAACGCCUCGUUCCAAUGUCUCCGUUGUGGUUGUUCAGAAUAAACUGUACGCGAUUGGAGGAUUCUCUGGUAAAAGCUUUCUGAACACCAUGGAAUAUUUGGACCCAGCAACCAACGAGUGGACCCGAUUCGUCCCGCAUCAACAUGACACAGAGAAAAUAACAAAAGUAUUGAAGUCACAGAAGAGCAUCCUGGAGAAUGGUAACCAGUCGAUGGCAAUCACCAACGGGAUUAAUGGUCAUCAUGACGGUAACAAGUCUCGAACGCUCAACGGCGAUUGUGACAACCACAAAGAGGAGAGCCUAAAAGAAUCGAAGACUGGGUCGCCGAAAGCUGACAUAAACCGUAGUUGUUCUAAUGAUACAUCAACCAAAACAUCAAUAUCCUCAUUGUCAUCAUCAUCAUUGUGCCAAGAGAAUGGCAUCAAUUCGAAUUCAAAUCAUGAUCUUCUGGACGAGUGUGAUGUCGCCACCGUGAAUCAGAGCAGUGAUAGUGAUAAUUAAGUUGUAGUCGGUAAGAAGCAAAGAAAAUCUAAAAAAAAUCCACUUUUUAGACGUUAAGGAACGAAUGUAACAUUUUUAUAUAUAUACAUACAUAUUUCCAUAUUAAAAUACAAUAAAGAUUGCAUUGCGGGGUGAGUGUUUAUUGAUCCGUUUCACGAAGUACUUUGAAAUGUUUGUACGAUGCCUUUCUAUCCGGUCAUUAGCUGUGAUGAAACGAAACUAUGAUCAUGAAAACAUAUCGGAAAACUGUAGUUCUUGUUGAAUUCCACUUCUUAGAUUGUUUAUUUCAGUUAGGAUUUGUGAACAGGGAAGCCGGGCAAGGUUAACCUAUUUUUUUUUUAAUUUGUUUUACUCGAAUUUUAAGUGAGAAAUUUUCAAUUUAUCGUUUUGGAAUAUGGCUUUGCUCGCGCGCAGCUGUGCGGAUGAAUGGACACUCCACCCGAGUAACUAAAUCAGUUCUAUGAUCCGACCAAAAUAUAAUUGCAUGUUUACAUGAAACCAACUCUAAUGGGAGUUAUCUUCUUCUAAGAGCCUUUAAUGAGUAGCUAAAAAUUGCAAAGACAGGACACGCUUGAAUGCAUCCCCCUUCAAGUCGAUCAGUCUUAGUUUUGUGUGUAUGUUACCUUUUGUGCAUGCAAAACAUUUGAAUAUAUAUAAAUGUACCAAAGCUUUUAUUAUAAAAAGGGCUGGCCUGGAGAAAUUUUGGAAAUCUCCUGCCAGUCGCUAACCGAAUAUAUCACAAAACGAUUGAGCCCUGGCCAUUCAAUGGCGAGAGGUUCAACACGAUGACACUAACAAAUUGACUGAAAACUAAACAGAAACUUAAAUGGUCUUUCAAAAUACGGUUUUCCUCCGAUUAACGAACGCUGCCAGUUUAUUAUUGUAUUAUAUUUUCAAAAUAAUGAGUAAUUUUCUAACGAUAAAUUGUACAUCAACAUUUGAGAGGGGCUCGCUUGAAAGGGAUGCAUUUAACUCUCCUGUGCCAAUGAAAAUUCAAAUCUUUUCGGGAGAAAGAAGCUAAAUUUAUGGCAAAUUCAAUACGAAACUUAUGAUUUUAUAUUUAAUAAAAGCAAAUAAAAAUACAAUUGCAAUUGUCUAAAGGGAUUAGAUUAAACUAAUGCUAAGAAAAUGCUAAACAAAAUUAAAAAGAAAAAAACACAUUGUACAAGAUUUAUUAUGAUGAAUAAAUGAAAAGAAAGCAAAAAAAUCUAUGAUAAGACGAGAGAGAGAUUAAUGAUAUAAAAUUGAUAUUGAUUGAUGUAAUAAAUGAUCUUUAUAUAUUGUAUAUGAAAUGGUAGCGGAAGCGGCAGUGAUAGGCGAUCUGCUCACGAUGCAUAAGAAAAGUGAAUAUGAAAGAAACAAACAGAAUUGCUAUGAAAUGUUAAAAAGUAAAAUAUUAUAUAUAUAAAAAGACAUAAUGUGUUUUUGCUCCUAAAUAUUGUAAAUUUAUCAUUUUUUAACAAAAUUCUUAAUUAAAAUCUGAAAUCUAUCUGAA